Molecule: messenger RNA, 831 nt
Organism: Cicer arietinum (chickpea)
Lineage: Eukaryota; Viridiplantae; Streptophyta; Magnoliopsida; Fabales; Fabaceae
Product: cell wall / vacuolar inhibitor of fructosidase 1-like
Biological process (GO): negative regulation of catalytic activity
Molecular function (GO): enzyme inhibitor activity
Source: RefSeq, marked validated
UUUUUGUAUUUUAUUAAACUAAUUUUGAUUGAAUUAUUGUCUCAGUCUUGAAAUUCAAGAAGACAAUUAUUUUAUACAUUUGAGCUCGAAAUAUUUACAUUAUUUCUUGGCACUAUAUUAAUUCAUUUAAGUUCUAAGAAGACAUAUUUCUUCUUUGACACACCCCCUCAUUCUAAAAGACAUGACAAAGUUGAAGCCAUUGGCAUUAUUAGCUAUCAUCUUGUACACAUUAAUUGUUACAAGUCACUCCACAAAUCCAAAAAGCAAUACCAAUUUGAUACACCAAACUUGCAAGCAUACACCAAAUUAUGCAAUUUGCAUUAAGUACCUCGAAGCUGAUCCAAGAAGCUCUACUUCAGAUGUAACAGGAUUAGCACUAAUCAUGGUGGAUGUAAUCAAAACAAAAGCAAACAGUUCCUUAAACAAAAUUAAGCACUUGAUUAAGGGGACACAUGAGCCUAAUAAAAAGGAAGCUUUGAAUUCAUGUGGUGGUAGAUACAGAGCAAUUGUGGAAGCAGAUGUGCCAAAAUGUGUUGCAGCUUUGAAAGAAGGAGAUCCAAAAUUUGCAGAAGAUGGUGCUAAUGAUGCUGCAAUUGAAGCCACUGCUUGUGAGAAUGGCUUCUUUGGAAAAUCACCACUUUCUGAUGAUAAUAUUGCUAUGCAGGAUGUGGCUGCUAUAACAGCAACUAUUGUUAAACAAUUGCUCUAGAGUACUCUACUCUACCUACUUUACUCCAAAAUAAUAUAUAUAAUCAAUUCAUCAUUUUCAUGUAAUUUAAUAAUAUUAUGUAAUGAAUUUGUAUGCAUUAUCAAUUGUAAAAUAAAUUUAUA